GGCGUCGUCGAGCGAUACGCUUGUGGCUGCGCUUUGCAGACCCGCACUUGCAUCACUGCAGCGACCACUGAACGGUGCAUCACGCAGCGAUUGAAGACAAGUUGUGCAACGCAUCAGUAUCAGUUCCUGCACACCUCUGCAGCAGCAACCAAACCACAACAAGAACAAGCGGCAGCGAUGUCCCGCCGCGUCGGCACGCCGCAGAACCGCAUCGAGCUUUCAAGUGUCAGCGUAGUAAAACUCAAGAAGAAGAGCCAAACUUUUGAAGUGGCCGCCUAUCCCAGCAAAGUAAAAGAUUUCAGGGCCGGCGUCGAGGCGGACGUCGACGAGGUGCUCCAAGUCGCCCAGGUCUUUACGAACACGGUGCACGGCGUCGUCGCGCCAAAGAAGCAGCUCCAGAAGCACUUCCCCGGACUUAGUGUAGAACAGAUCUGCGAGGAAAUUCUGAAGAAAGGCUCACUCCAAGUAUCGGCCAAAGAACGGGAAGCGGAGACCGACAAACUGAUGGCCGAAGUCACGAACCUCGUGGCGAGCAUGUGUAUAGACGCCGCCACGGGCGCGCGGCUGGCGCCGGACGCCGUCGGGCGGUUGUUGCGAGAUGACGCAGGAUUUGCGCCUUCUACCACAAAGAGCGCGAAGCGCCAGGCUUUGGACGUCAUGAAGGUGCUGGAACGGGACCACGGGCUGAAGCGCGCGCCCAUGGAGCUUCGGGUCGUGUGUGGAGCUGCGGAGCCUUCUGAUGUUGUGGCGGCUCUGCAAGCCGUGGACGGCGACGUCACGUGCACGGUCAAGGACGCCUCUAUCACAUGUUUAGUGCCGCCGCGCGUCUACCGCGAGAUUGUCGAGGCGGUCGCAAAAGCGACAGAUAGUAAAGGGAGCGUCGAGGUCGUCGAGCGCGCCGCUGUAUGCGAAGCGAGUCCAACACUGCCGCCGCCACCUCCACCCGUACAGAAACCACCGAAACCAGCCAAGGGACCAGUCGCGCCGAAACCUAGAGUGCUAGCCUGCAAUACGUGCGGCGGCGCCUUCCCCGACGCGGCCGCGCAUCGGGCACAUUUCAAAUCGGACUGGCACCGCUUCAAUUUAGCACGCAAACUGAAACAGCAGCCGCCCGUCGACGAAAAGACGUUUACCGAGGAACAAGCCAUCAUGUAA
Pelagomonas calceolata is the source of this 1155-nucleotide messenger RNA. The record is from the annotation of a GenBank genome assembly. NCBI's taxonomy places the organism in Eukaryota, Pelagophyceae, Pelagomonadales, Pelagomonadaceae.